AUGGUUAAGAAAUUACUAAAUGUUUGCAAGCGUGCAAUUAAAAAGUUAAAACUACAUAAGCGUGAUCAAAACGUAACACAAGAGCGAGACACACCGUGGCCAUUCUGGAAGAAGGUACUACCGCGGAGACGAAAACGGAAGAGAAAGGCACGAACAAAUAAUGCAAUUAUCCAAAACAAUGAUGCUAUUGAAAGAGAUAAUAUUCGAAAUAAAAAUCCAGUAUCAUCACCAUCGCUUCCUACGGAAUGUUUGAUUGAAGUAUUUACUUAUAUACAAGAUGAUCUAAGGACUUUGAAUGCAUGUCUUUUGGUCAGUAAGGAAUGGUGUAAUAUUGUAGUUCCUAUAUAUUGGAGCAGACCAUUCCAUUAUAAGGUUUCCGCGGAUAAUAUAAAUACAUAUCUUCAAUGCCUUUCCAAACAUGAACAACAAAAUAUAAAAGCUUGUGGUAUUAAGUUAAAAAAAAAUAAUACGCCACCUACAUUUCAGUAUGCAGAUCUACUACGAGAACUCAAUUGGUCACAUACUGGAAAAUGGAGAAAUUAUCCAAUGUUUACAUGUCAUACUAAGAAUUCAUCAAUUCUCACAGAUCUUCAAGAUCUAUCAAUUCAUCAUAUAGAUAAACGCGACAUAUUCACAGAAUUAUCUUGGUAUUGCAAAAAUUUAAAAACUCUUGAAUUAAUAGAUUAUACAUUCUUGAAUCUUCCAGAAACUCGACACCAAUCAAUUUACACACUAAUCUCUUCUCAGAUCAAUUUACAACGUUGUAAAUUUUUUGGGUAUGGAUCAAGUCCAAUACGACCUAUGGACGCGUUAGUGACACAAUCUAAAACACUUACACAUUUUGAAUUA
This is a messenger RNA of Racocetra persica, 849 nucleotides long. Lineage: Eukaryota; Fungi; Glomeromycota; Glomeromycetes; Diversisporales; Gigasporaceae. The record is from the annotation of a GenBank genome assembly.